AUGGUCGCCGCAACGCUCAGGGCCCAAAUAAACACCCAUGUCGCAUCCAUGUUCGCCUCGGGCAUGCUGGACGAGAAUUUCCAGCAACUGCAGUCGAUGGAGGAGGAUGGCAGCGCAGCCCUGGGCUAUGUCGCCGACAUCAUCAACCUCUUCAUCAACAACACCAACAGGAUCCUCAACGACAUCACCGCCCUGCUGAACCAGCUCGUAGUGAACUUCGACAUGGUGGAUGUCCUUGUGCGGGGUGCAGCUACAGAUUCUAGAAAUUAG
Triticum urartu is the source of this 270-nucleotide messenger RNA. NCBI's taxonomy places the organism in Eukaryota, Viridiplantae, Streptophyta, Magnoliopsida, Poales, Poaceae. The record is from RefSeq and is a predicted model, not a curated record.